AUGUUGGUAGUACCGGAAGUUCCCCGGGUGAUCCUGGGGCUCAUGACAUUUGGCCCUGAUGAGAAGGCUAUGGCCCGGAUAACAAGCAUCGACGAGUUCAAGAAAUGUCUCGAUCUCUUCAUGAGCAAAGGGCACUUCGAAGUCGACACUGCACGGGUGUACGUUGAUGGGAAACAGGAAGCUUUCACUGCCCAGGCUGGCUGGAAAGAUCGCGGCCUCACGCUGGCGACGAAAUGGUAUCCUCGGACUCCUGGUGAUCACAAGGGGGAGAAGGUCCGGGCCAAACUCGAGGAGUCCCUGAGGGAACUGCAGACGGACUGCGUUGACAUCUUCUAUCUUCAUGCUGCUGACCGAUCUGUGCCAUUUGCAGAAACGCUGGAGGCAGUCAAUCAACUGCACAAGGAAGGAAAAUUUGUCCGGCUUGGAUUGAGCAAUUACACAGCUUUCGAGGUAGCGGAGAUAGUUACGAUGUGCAACGAGCGAGGAUGGGUGCGGCCGACAAUCUACCAGGGCAUGUAUAAUGCUAUCACCCGGUCCAUUGAAGCUGAGCUAAUACCCUGCUGCAAGCGAUAUGGGAUGGACAUUGUUGUCUACAACCCGCUAGCCGGCGGAAUUCUGUCAGGCAAGUAUAAAACGGCAGACGUCCCGGCAGACGGCCGCUACAGCAAUACUCAUUCGGGCGGAGAGCUGUACCGACGCAGAUAUUUCAAGGAUGCCACAUUCGAUGCCCUGAAGAUUAUCGAGCCGGUGGCGGAAAAGCACAAGCUAAGUCUUGUCGAGAUUGCAUUCCGCUGGAUGCUGCACCAUUCUGCUCUGAACAUCAAAGAAGGCAAAGACGGAGUUAUUAUAGGCGUGAGUAGCUAUGAACAGCUUGAGCAGAACCUGGAUGACCUAGAGAAAGGCCCGCUUCCGGAUGAAGUUGUUGCUGCGCUCGACGAGGCUUGGAUGGUUGCGAAGGCUACCACAGCGAAUUAUUGGCAUCUGGACCUGAAAUAUACCUAUGACACACAGGCAGCUCUGUUCAAACCAAAGGAGAGCCACGAUCCGAUGGAACAGGCACAUAUUUCAGGGUCUCGACCGUCGAGUAUCCAUCAGAUUGUUUCUCUCGUCUUGAUAAACGGAUUCUUUUUCUUUUUCUUUUUUUUUUUGUUGUAUAGGGGUUGGAAAAUGGAGCAAGACAAGCACCGGUACCGGUUCCUCAUAAUCAACCCAAACACAUCAGCUCAUAUGACCGAUGCCAUUAAACCGAUAGUCAACGGGGUAAAUUUCAGGGGUAAAUCGGCUGCCGAAAUCUAUAGUGGAGGAAGCGAGCUCUCGGGAGAACUCUCGGCGGUUCGAUUUGACUAUUUUACAGCCCCCACGGAGCCCACUGUCUCAAAAGAAGGGAAUAUCCUGGAAGGCAUACCGAGUAUCAAUAAUGGGAGGCAAUCAGCCCUGUCUGCCGAGCACUGUUUCCCGCAUCUCCGGGAGUUGGUAGGGGAGUAUGACGCCUUCUUGGUCGCCUGCUACUCUCCUCAUCCACUGGUUUCUAUGCUGAGGAGAGCAAUUGGCGAGCGUAACGAGAAGCUCCAACGCGAAUCUACCGAUGGAAAAGCAUCUUUCCAAAGACGGCGACAGUAUGUGACUGGAAUAAUGGAUGCGAGCGUGGAGAUGAGCGCAUAUUUCGCGGGUUUAAACAGCGCGGGCCUCGCUGAGCAGCACGCUCCAGGCAAAUUUGGAAUCGUCACCACGGCAGAUGAGUGGAAGGAAGAGCUUGACAUAGCGGCGAGGGAGAUGCUACAGUCCCGUGGAAGUGAUCCUGAUUUGAUAUUCGCGGGUGUCGAGACAACGGGGCUCACGGCUGGCGAAUUGCACAGCGCUCCAGCAGAGCUGGUCAGGUCCCGCAUCAAGAGCGCGACGGAACGGCUGAAGGACAGCGCAGGCCCGUCGCUGCGGGUGGUUUCUAUGGGGUGCGCAGCCAUGGCAGGGAUGGAAGAAGCUGUUCUUGAGGGCUUCGGCGAGAGUCAGGGAGUUGUUGUAGUCGAUGGAACCGCUGCUGGCGUUGCUGUCUUGCUCGCGCAGUUCCGUCGUACAGCGUGGUGGUUUGCUUGGGUUGACGUUGUUGCUUGCCCGCAGGUUAAAACCGCCGGCGCGUCGCGUUUCUCCAGCGAAAAACCACAACCGCAGAGCGAUGUAAUCAACAGCAAUGCCCAGGUACGCUCUUCAGGCGAUGGAUUUCGGUCUUAUUAUGAACAAUAUACUGACAUUUCUGGUCUCUGCAGGGAAAUAAUCACUAUCCAGGCUGGCCAGUGUGGCAAUAACAUUGGGACGCAGUUCUGGCAGCAACUCUGCCUGGAGCACGGUAUCAACCAGGAUGGAAAUCUAGAGGAGUUUGCUACAGAGGGAGGCGACCGCAAAGACGUGUUUUUCUACCAGGUCCUCAGCGCGAUCCAGAAUGGCCCGUACAGCAACAUAUACAACCCAGAGAACUUCUUUAUAGGCAAAGAUGGCAGUGGUGCGGGCAACAAUUGGGCAGCUGGUUAUGCCACAGGCGACACGGUGCAGGAGGAGAUAUUUGACAUGAUUGACCGAGAAGCAGAUGGCAGUGACUCGCUGGAGGGUUUCAUGCUUCUUCACUCCAUUGCAGGUGGAACAGGUUCUGGCCUCGGAAGUUAUAUUCUCGAGCGAAUGAACGACCGAUUUCCAAAGAAACUGAUCCAGACAUACUCCGUCUUCCCUGACACGCAGGCUGCAGAUGUUGUCGUCAACCCGUAUAACAGCCUGUUGACUAUGAGAAGGCUUACGCAAAAUGCAGAUUCAGUCGUAAGUUUGCAACGGCCUAUCAACAGCUAUCUCAAAAUGCAGACACGGCAUCAGACAGGCAACUAA
This is a messenger RNA of Trichophyton benhamiae CBS 112371, 2868 nucleotides long. RefSeq names its product aryl-alcohol dehydrogenase Aad14, putative. Lineage: Eukaryota; Fungi; Ascomycota; Eurotiomycetes; Onygenales; Arthrodermataceae. Bases 1 to 2868 code for a protein of 955 amino acids. The transcript is spliced from 7 exons. The record is from RefSeq and is a predicted model, not a curated record. Gene Ontology annotation, molecular function: GTP binding. Gene Ontology annotation, cellular component: microtubule; gamma-tubulin complex. Gene Ontology annotation, biological process: cytoplasmic microtubule organization; microtubule nucleation.